This is a messenger RNA of Phaethon lepturus (White-tailed tropicbird), 2347 nucleotides long. RefSeq names its product transmembrane protein 132C (gene TMEM132C). Lineage: Eukaryota; Metazoa; Chordata; Aves; Phaethontiformes; Phaethontidae. The record is from RefSeq and is a predicted model, not a curated record. The annotation marks the transcript as partial. The transcript is spliced from 7 exons.
GGCAAAGGUGAAGAAAGGUGUAAACAUUCUCAGUGCAAAGACAAGUGACCCCCGACAGUGGGACGUGAAACAAGAGGUGGGGAAUGGUGGAAAGCAUUCAACCACAACAGUUAUUUGUCAGAGGAUAGCACCAAGUUCAAGGAACAGAAGUAACAGUUUAUUCAAUGAGGUCGUGCAGAUGAACUUUGAAAUAGCCAGUUUCAGCAGCCUUUCUGGAACACAGCCCAUCACCUGGCAGGUGGAAUACCCUCGGAAGGGGACAACAGACAUAACCUUGUCCGAAAUCUUCAUUUGCCAGAAGGAUCUUGUUGGAAUUGUUCCAUUGGCGAUGGACACAGAAAUUCUGAACACCGCGAUUCUCACAGGAAAAACAGUGGCAGUGCCCAUCAAAGUGGUCUCCGUUGAGGAGAACAGCGCUGUGACAGACAUCUCUGAAUCAGUUGAGUGCAAAUCCUCUGAUGAAGACGUCAUUAAAGUUUCUGACAGAUGUGACUAUGUUUUUGUCAAUGGCAAAGAAAUGAAAGGCAAGGUGAAUGCACUUGUGAACUUCACAUAUCAGUAUCUGGGUGCCCCUCUCCAAAUGACAGUCUGGGUUCCACGCCUGCCGCUUCAGAUUGACAUUUCGGACACAGAACUGAGCCAAAUAAAAGGCUGGCGUGUCCCCGUUGUUUCCAACAAAAGACCCACCAGAGACAGUGAUGACGAGGAUGAAGAUGAGCGGAAAGGAAGAGGAUGCACUUUGCAGUACCAGCAUGCCAUGGUGCGAGUCCUCACACAAUUUGUAGCUGAGGAUUCUAGCCCUUGGGGUCAGCUGAGCUACCUGCUGGGCUCAGAUUGGCAGUUCGACAUUACAGACCUGGUGAUGGAUUUUAUGAAACUGGAGGAUCCUCACAUUGCCAAGCUGCAGGAAGGCAGAAUUCUGAUCGGACGGGAAGUGGGAAUGACAACAAUGCAGGUUUUGUCUCCGCUGUCCGACUCCAUCCUGGCAGAGAAGACAGUGACUGUGUUAGAUGACAAAGUGACCAUAACAGACCUUGGAGUCCAGCUGGUAGCUGGGUUGUCACUCUUUCUUCAGCCAAGUGCAGCAAGUAGUCGGGCUAUUGUGGCUACAACCGUUGCCCAAGAACUACUUCAUACUCCUAAGCAGGAAGCUGUAGUAAGCACCUGGAUUCAGUUCAGUGACAGCUCUGUUACUCCGCUGGACAUUUAUGACUCCAAGGACUUCUCCCUGUCUGCUGUAUCAUUAGACGAAGCUGUUGUCUCGAUCCACCAGAACGCUGCCUUAAAAUGGCCAGUUGUGGCAGCAGAAGGUGAAGGUCAGGGCACAUUAAUCAAGGUGGACAUGAUGAUUUCUGAAGCCUGCCAAAAGUCCAAGAGGAAAAGUGUUCUGGCUGUGGGGAAUGGCAACAUCAAAGUCAAGUUUGGCCAGAAUGAUGCAGACUCCGAUACAGGUGGAGAUUAUGAUGCUGAUGAGAUUGAAAACCAUGCUAGUGACCGGCGGCACAAAGUGUCUGAUCAGGAACGGUAUGGCCAGGAUGGACGAUAUUAUGGUAGCUCUUCAGCAGAGCGAGAGGAAGGCGCCAUCAGGAAAGUCAGCACCACAGCAAAAUCCGUAAUAAAAAAUAAAGUAAUUAAAAACAACAGGCUGGAUGGUGGUAAACUCUCGGACGAUAGCCAGCUGCAGAACAUUCCUAUAGACUUCACCAACUUUCCUGCUCAAGUAGACCUGCCAAAAGGCAACGUGGGCAUGGAGGAAAAUGACCUGGUGCAGACACCCAGGGGCCUUAGCGAUUUGGAGAUCGGGAUGUAUGCUCUGCUAGGGGUCUUCUGCCUGGCAAUUCUAGUCUUCCUAAUAAACUGUGCAACAUUUGCACUGAAGUACCGUCACAAGCAGGUUCUGGUGGAAGGACAGGCCACCAUGACCCAUUCCCAUGACUGGGUCUGGCUGGGAAAUGAAGCAGAACUGCUGGAGAACACAGCAGAUGCAUCACCUCAGCAGGAUGAGCACACAACUAUUAUCGACCGAGGCUCGGGUUGCGAGGAGAGCAACCAGCUCCUCAAUGGCAGUGCUCAGAAGAACAUUCAGAGCCAGGUUCACAGGUGUGCUGACUCAGGGGGCAAGCUUGGAAAGGAACAGAAAACUGAACCUUUACAUUCGCCGACAUCUAAACGGAAGCGGGUAAAAUUCACGACAUUCACUACCAUCCCACCCGACGAUGGUUGUCCUACUGUCAACUCAAUCCUAAGCAGCAAUGACGAUGACAUUAAGUGGGUGUGCCAGGAUAUGGACCUGGGGGACUCCAAAGAGAUACGAAACUACAUGGAGAAGUUCAAAGACAAAGUGUAG